UGAUAAAUGUAUUUUGUUUCACAAAUGUAUUUAGAGAGUGAAGACCAAAAAGGUCCUUAAUUUGUCAGGUAACUUGUACCAGACCCAUGUUUGUUCACCUUUAAGCUUUUCUCGGGGAAUACAUGCAGAUUUUAGGUGUUAAUGACAUCAAAGACUGGUUUUAAUCUCUUAUUAAGAUUUAUUAAAAUUUGGGGGAAAAUACAAUUUUGCAAGACCUGCUACAUUCGGCAUAAAAAUCUAAAUAUCAUCUGCAUACACAUUGAGUCUCUGUAUUCUCUGACUGACCUGCCUGCAGUCCACAUCUGUCUUGUUUGUAUAUAUAUGUAUAAUUUUUUUUCUGUAAACAAAUUCUUAAAUGAUGAAAACAUAUUAUUGCAUUUUCGAUAUACGUAUAUCGUACGUAUUAUCGUAUGAUUGCAGACCUAAACAUACCUCGUCGUAAACAUACCUCUUGCAAAUCCUUCGAAACUCUAUUUUUUUUUUCUUUUGCCUGUGUGUUACCAUUUACAAAUCCCGAUUUUACUGCGUUUGUUCCAUUUGUUUGAAGUGCAUCAUUCUUUCUUGACGCAUGGUUUUCGCAGUAAAACUGCCAUUUGUUGUGUCGGUGUGUGUGACUGUAUUCUAAUAAUACUUUGUACUGGCUAAGAGGAAACCAGGGGUUGAGACUUUGGGUUUCAACCACUUAACUAGUGGAGCUCAGCUGUCCCAAACAAUCACUUGGGGGAACACAGACACAUACACACACAUAUACACUGAGAGUCGGGGCUGGGUUGGGACUGGGCUGGGCUGGGCUGGGUGGGCCUGCUGGCAUUACUCAUCUAAAUCUCCCACCUGUUGAAGUCUCAUUUCAAAAGUAGAGCAUGUAAAGGAAAAGUUCGGACAGAAUUCACACAAGUUGUCAUUUCUGAAGGGACAACGGCCCUGGGAUUUUGGUGGAAAGCGAAGUUUAACGGUCAGUUUAAUUUUUUACAUGUGCAUGAACUGCUGUGAAAAUUCAUCUCCUGGACUGUUGUAGGUAAUCUCUUAUCAAUGUGCCUGCAAACUGUUCUAGCAAAUAGAGCAAUUUGAAAUGAUCGACGUGAUGUAUAUGUAAUCAAAUACGGUCGACAUAUUUUGAUGUUACUAAUAACCCCAGACUAAUCUUGGCUUUGUGUCGAAGUUGAUGCUGCUUCCUGAAAAGAUCCAUAUCCAACCCUAAUUUAACUAACUUGUGAAGUUUCUAAAACAUUUUUUUUCUUUCUACAGUGACCUCUACUGGUUAGGAAAAAGAACCCCGACCAAACACCAUGGCUCAUUUUGACUCGUUGGACGACAAAGACUCGGUGGACAUUCAUGACAACCCACCUCUACCUGAUAAUGUGGUGAAGGAGGAAGACAACAUGGUCUAUUUCAUCUACGAUGAGGAAGUUGAAGUGGAAGAGAAGGAUGAACUCCCUCCUGUGGAGCCAGUGAAACCAGUAAACGACAAACCUCACAAGUUCAAGGACCACUACUGCAAGAAACCAAAGUUCUGCGACGUCUGUGCAAGAAUGAUUGUCUUGAACAACAAGUUCGCGUUGCGAUGUAAGAAUUGCAAAACCAGCAUCCACCAUCAGUGUCAGUCCUAUGUGGAGUUUCAGAGGUGUUUUGGCAAAAUUCCUCCAGGAUUCAGGAGAGCCUACAGUUCGCCUCUGUACAGCAGUCAGCAGAACGCCACAGUCUCACAGCUGCUGCCCUUCUCGCAGUCCAACCGCACCGACCCCGUGUUUGAGACGCUGAGGAUCGGCGUGAUCAUGGCCAACAAGGAGCGCAAGAAAGGCUCGGAAGACAAGAAGAACAUGAUGAUGAUGGAAGAAGAUGAGUCCCAGCCAAAACAGGAGGAUGAGGGAGGAGAAGGAUCAAAUACAGAGGGAGAAAAAAGAGGAGACAAAGCUCCUGCAGAUGAGAAGAGUAAAAAGCCUCAGGCCGGAAAGAUUGGUGUCUUCAGUCAGUCUCACUACUAUCUGGCUCUUUACCGCUUCAAGGCGAUAGAGAAAGACGACCUGGAUGUGCAUGCUGGAGACAGAAUCACAGUGAUAGACGACUCCAACGAGGAAUGGUGGAGGGGGAAGAUUGGAGUGAGAACGGGCUUCAUACCUGCAAACUACAUCAUCAGAGUUAGAGCAGGGGAGAGCGUCUACAAGGUGACCCGCUCCUUUGUGGGUAACAGAGAGAUGGGCCAGAUCACUUUGAAGAAAGAUCAGGUUAGUAAACACAUUUGCACACACACACACACACAAACCUGGAGAUUUAUUGCAGUCCUUGGACCCCGCCCUCACCUUAACUGUUUAAAAAUAUAUAAACUAAAUAUUCAUUCUACAUUCAAGUCUAACCCGACCUAACUUCUAAUUCUUCUAAUUUAAACCCCAAAAUACCCUAUCAGUCAGUGCACCAGUCCCUACAAGUACAGGUGUUCCCACAAUAAUUGCGUUUUUGUCCCCACAAGUAUGGUUACACCAGUAUGACAUAGACACACAAAUAUAAAUUUAGUCAUGUGGUUACACACAGCGUGUGUCCUGACAUGAUUAACAAUGACCUGAAGUGUCUAUUUUUAGACAACACACACACACACUCAUGUCCACAUGUCAUGUGGACAUACAGAGACAAAUGUUGGUGGGCCGCUGAUUUACGUCCACUCCUGUUGUGAGGCCUCACAGCUGUUCCAUUCCAGCUCUGGUUGCAGUAAAUUAGCCUAAACCCUGACUUCUGUGCUUCUGCCUUGGUGUCACUUCUGAACCGAUAUAUUGAUCAGUUUAUGACUUUGUGUUUUUGAAUUUACGAGAAUGUGUUUUAUCACAAAAAACUUGAUUGUUAUCUCCAAAAUAUAUUUGACUUACAAGCUAUAUUUUAUAUUAAUUCACCAGAUUAUUCUUCCUUUGGACUUGAACUUUAGAUAUACUGAAUUCAGUUGACGGCAACAAGAAAAACACACCAAGAAAACUCAUACAGAGGUCCAUGUUUACAAAAACGUCAGUUAGUUCCCAGUUAAAUAACUCUGUUUGCUGUGUGUGUGUGUGUGUG
This is a messenger RNA of Cynoglossus semilaevis (tongue sole), 3039 nucleotides long. Its product is annotated as SH3 and cysteine-rich domain-containing protein 3. The record is from RefSeq and is a predicted model, not a curated record. Gene Ontology annotation, molecular function: protein binding. Lineage: Eukaryota; Metazoa; Chordata; Actinopteri; Pleuronectiformes; Cynoglossidae. Bases 1287 to 2360 code for a protein of 357 amino acids. The transcript is spliced from 11 exons. Gene Ontology annotation, biological process: positive regulation of protein localization to plasma membrane; positive regulation of voltage-gated calcium channel activity; skeletal muscle contraction.